Molecule: messenger RNA, 2595 nt
Organism: Anastrepha ludens (Mexican fruit fly)
Lineage: Eukaryota; Metazoa; Arthropoda; Insecta; Diptera; Tephritidae
Product: dolichyl-diphosphooligosaccharide--protein glycosyltransferase subunit 1
Exons: 3
Coding region: 1-1419 (472 amino acids)
Cellular component (GO): oligosaccharyltransferase complex; membrane
Source: RefSeq, a predicted model, not a curated record
AUGCAAUUUCUUAGGCCCAUCGUUCAUUAUCUUUUUGCGGUGCCCAACCUACGUGUCCAAAAAAUGGGUUUUAGCCGGUGUACAGUUUUAUUUUUAUUAAUUAUUGCUUCAUUUUGCCUAAUUCAGGCAAAAAUUGUUAAUAAAAAUGUCGAACGUUCGUUAGAUAUAUCUAGCCAAUUGGUAAAGGAGAAUAUCAAAAUAACUGCAACUAACAGCGAUGGCAAGCCGAUUAGCGUGUAUAAUUUUGUGGUGCCAGCCGCCGAUCACAAAAAUUUGGCUUUUAUUUCAGCAAAAGAUGAAAAUAAGAAAGAUUUGAAAUUUACGAAGAAAUUCGUUGAUGGAGACUUUCUAUUUACAAUUGCAUUCCCAACAUCUUUAGCAACAGAGGUUUUCACUGUAGAAACGGUGUACACCAAGAAGCUAAUACCCCAUCCCAGCCAAAUACCGCAAUCGGGUAAACAGCUUGUAAGAUAUGAGGGUAAUCUAUACUUCUACUCACCGUAUGAGACGAACAGCCAGAAAAUAAACGUGUUACUAAGUUCGGCAAACAUACUUUCAUACACACAAAUAAAGCCAUUUAAUGUUGCUUCUAAUAAAAUCAAGUAUGGGCCGUAUGAAAAUAUUGCAGCAACUGCAAAUCAAUCGCUUGUUAUACACUAUGAAAAUGAACGCCCCUUCUUGACCACAACGCGCCUUGAAAGAAUAAUAGAAGUAUCACACUGGGGAAAUAUUGCAGUAAAGGAAAACAUUUUCAUGGAACAUACAGGUGCUUUGCUAAAGGGUUCAUUUUCACGUUAUGAAUUCCAAAAAGAUGCACGGUCUGGACAUGCUAUUAAAUCUUAUAAAACUUUCCUGCCUGCAUCGGCUUCUGAUGUCUAUUACCGUGAUACCAAUGGGAAUAUUUCGACCUCAAACAUGAGGAUUUUGCGUGACUCAGUCGAAUUGGAAUUGCGUCCAAGAUUUCCGCUUUUCGGUGGUUGGAAAACACAAUACACACUUGGCUACAAUAUCCCGUCCUUUGAGUAUCUCUUCAACGCCGAUGAUAAAUACCUACUGAAAAUGCGACUAAUUGAUCAUAUCUACAAUGAUAUGGUAAUUGAUGAAGCUGAAAUAAAAAUCAUUUUACCAGAAGGUGUUUCCAAUAUCGAGUUAACAACGCCAUAUCCAGUGAAGAGAGGACCAAAUGAACUUCAUUAUACUUACCUGGACACAGUGGGCAGGCCAGUCAUAACGAUGUACACCAAAAAUCUUGUAGAAAAUAAUAUUGCAAAUUUCCAUUUAAAAUAUACAUUCUCGAAAGUUUCCUUAUUGCAAGAACCGCUCUUGGUUGUUGCUUUCUUCUUUAUUAUUUUCAUCAUUGCAAUUAUUUCUAUGCGUCUUGAUUUCUCGAUUAAUACCUCACACAGUCACAAAGACUAGAAUCGUUUUUAGUUAAUUCUUAAUAUUAACAAAAAUACAAAUGGAAAUUAAAUUAAAAACGUACACUAACUGUAUUAAUUAAUAAAUAAAUCUUUAUUUAGAUUUCAGUAAAAAAAAAUGUUUUGUAAAAAUGUAAUGGAAUGAGUAGAACAAUUUUUAGGUAGAAUGAGCAACAAAAUAUUUAUAUACAUAUGUACAGUACUGUGCUACACAAAAGCUCAAACAGUGCAAUAUACAACGGUUUUUAAAUAUAUUAAAUUAAAUAAUUAAAGAGGUUAAAUUUAGCGGUCCCACGUUGACGCUUCUACAUUUUUAAAGCGAGUUGGGUUUAUGUCCGACCGAUAACUAUCACUUUAGCAGCAUUCUCGAAUGCUUUAUGGGUUUAUUUGUAAAGCAAAAAGUUGAUUUAGAAAAAAUAAAUUGUUUGGAAAUAUGUUCGGCACUGCUACAUUUCGAAAAAUCGAAGUAAUUUUUGUUGGUUCAGCAUUCAAUACAUAUUUAUAAGUAAGAUGAGUUUUAAAUAGCGAAAAAGUGGACUUAGAAUUUUAAUACACUCAGAGGUUUGCCAUUGUCUGCCGAGGAGCGACCGCUCUUAGAAAAAACCUUUUCUACAAUUUUCGUGUUUCGUUUGUAACAGAAUGGUGGCCACAUACGGCGAACGGCAUACUUUUUCGUUCCCACGACAGUCGGUUCUAUGUUGCCGGAACGACCCGGAUUUAUAUCCUGUCAAGGACUGCCACUCCAGCAGCAUUCCCGGUACAUGCAUGGGGAAUUUUUAUGCUACUACAACAACAAGAUAUAGAUAUAUGAAUGAGGUUUGCAUUUCGACCUCAUGGGCUUUUAUUCCCUCUACUCAUCGCAGUACCUCAUCCAAGCCCAGUUCUCUUAUUAAACUCAGAAUAGAGCAACAACAACAACCGGCAUAUUUUCAUAUCGCUGAGAAUGAUCUCCAACGCCCCUUAUUGUAUCAUAUAUGCACAAAUUCAUCGUACCCACACUAUUUGAAGAAGUAAGAAAAUGUGUUGUGGCAUACACAACUCUAAUCGCGCUCAAACCCUCUCGUCACAGAAAUAAUUGCAAUUCCCAUAACCUUCACCAGACUUAAGAGAAAAUCUACAAAAUACCUCAUAUGAUAAUAAAUUAGUUAAAAUUAUUAUGUGUCUUAAAAUACGUAAA